Cucumis sativus (cucumber) is the source of this 934-nucleotide messenger RNA. RefSeq names its product expansin-A1-like. Gene Ontology annotation, cellular component: extracellular region. Gene Ontology annotation, biological process: plant-type cell wall organization. The record is from RefSeq and is marked provisional. Lineage: Eukaryota; Viridiplantae; Streptophyta; Magnoliopsida; Cucurbitales; Cucurbitaceae.
UCUCUUGGGCAUUUUCACAAACACCUUGUAGACUCUCCCAACAGAUAAAUGGCGUUUCUUGGACUUCUCUUGGUGGGUCUUCUUCUAUCUUUGGGAUGUGAUUCUGCUCUUGCCAACAACAAUGGAGGUGGUUGGAUUAGUGCCCACGCCACAUUCUACGGUGGGGGUGACGCCGCUGGUACAAUGGGAGGGGCUUGUGGCUAUGGAAAUCUGUACAGCCAGGGAUAUGGGACGAACACAGCAGCUCUGAGCACAGCUUUAUUCAACAAUGGACUAAGUUGUGGCGCUUGCUUUGAAAUCAAAUGUGUAAAUGACCCAAAAUGGUGUCUUCAAAAGUCCAUUGUGGUUACUGCCACAAACUUUUGUCCACCAAACAAUGCGCUCCCAAACAACGCCGGCGGCUGGUGUAACCCUCCCCAACACCAUUUCGAUCUCUCCCAACCCGUCUUCGAACAAAUCGCUGGUUACAAAGCCGGCAUUGUCCCAGUGGCAUACAGAAGGGUAUCUUGUGAGAAGAAAGGAGGCAUUAGAUUCACAAUCAAUGGUCAUUCGUACUUCAAUUUAGUCCUUGUAACCAACGUUGGUGGAGGUGGGGAUGUUCAUGGAGUGUGGAUUAAAGGGUCGAAAACAGGGUGGGAAGCAAUGUCGAGGAAUUGGGGACAGAAUUGGCAGAGCAAUUCAUAUCUGAAUGGACAAAGCUUAUCGUUCAAAGUGACCACCGGCGAUGGCAGAACAGUGAUAUCCAACGACGUAGCGCCAGCUCAGUGGAGCUUUGGUCAAACUUUUAGUGGGUUGCAGUUCCGAUGAACAGAAAGGCAACAGCAAAACAGAACAGAACGGAACAGUCUUUUUCUUCUUCAUUUUCUAGGGAGCUGUGUUGUGUGUUGGAGUGGGCACUGUUUUUAAUGUGUCCUCUUUCUCCUUUUUUUUUUUU